Messenger RNA from Komagataella phaffii GS115, 705 nucleotides. RefSeq lists its product as uncharacterized. The record is from RefSeq and is a predicted model, not a curated record. Gene Ontology annotation, biological process: mitochondrial respiratory chain complex IV assembly. Gene Ontology annotation, cellular component: mitochondrial inner membrane. Lineage: Eukaryota; Fungi; Ascomycota; Pichiomycetes; Pichiales; Pichiaceae. The transcript has a single exon. The coding region runs from base 1 to 705 and encodes 234 amino acids.
AUGAAAUUAGUCACAGAGGAAGAGAUAAAUGCACAUAACACCGCCGUGUUCUGGGGUGGAGUCAAAGGUGCCAUCAUAGGAACUUCAGUCUCUUUAGCCAUCUAUGGUAUUGCCCCUCGAAAGUUCCCAAGAUUAUUCAAGCUUCCAUGGUCUAUCAGAACAGCAGUAGCAAUUAUUCCUCCAACUCUGGCAACAGCUGUGUUCGCCGAGAAGUCUUCCGCUGCAUUUGACGAACAAAUGUAUAGCUCCGAAUAUACGCAGAGAGUCGUGCUUCAAGAGCAUAAGAGAUGGAACUCCAUGUCCAUUGGGCAGAAGGUUGUGGAUACACUGUCCGAGCACAAAUAUAAGAUUAUCACUGGUCUAUGGGCGUUGUCUAUGUACGGAUCGUGGGUGUUCGUCGAUAGAGACCCCAUUUUGACUAAAACUCAAAAGUUUGUUCAAGCUAGAAUGUAUGCCCAAUUCCUGACUGUAGGUCUGUUAUUAGGUUCAAUUGGUCUUUCUUUCUACGAAGAACAACAUGCUGUAGAUCAUACCUCAUUAGCUGAAAAAUCGAAUAGAGAUGGCUGGAAGGUGUUACUGGCUGAGGAGGAACAACGAGAAGCCGAGGAGGGCGUCGAUGACCACAGAAUCAAGAGAAAUAAGAAGAAAGCUAAAGCAUUGGAACCAAAAAAAGUUGAAGAACCAGCAGCAAUGGAGACCAACUAA